CCAAUAAUAUUUUAUUUAUAGCAUAAAUUUAAAUUACCUUGUUGUUCGAUAGCGUAAUAAAAGUUUAAAGUAAAAUUGGACAUGAUGAAAGUGUCAGAUAAGAGGCAGGCAUCGCAUCGUAAAUAUUUUACUGUACAUGAAUAAAUUUCACGAAAUAGCUAAUUUCUGGAGGUCUCUUGAAAAUUUGAAUGUACUGUUAUCAGAUGGAAUAGGCAGCACGAGUAAAUAUGCCGGUGGUGUAAUCAAUAUUUCUUACGCAUUAUUAAUACCGAAGCAAAAAGUGGCUUUAGAAUGAUUCUAUUUUAGACCUAAAUGCAUUGGCAUAAGAAUGUAGGUAUGUUUGAUCAGCAACUAUUGUGGUUAACUUAUUCGUGAAAGUGUGAAACGCGAUAAAUUUAAUUAUGUUAUUCUUUGUUACUUUGGCUUUAUAAUAUUAGAGCGGAGAAAUGUACCCAUAUAUGUAUUUUAUUGUACACAUAAAGUGUACACAUUUCCUGUGAUUAUAAAAACAAAAUGCCUAUUCAAUAUUUUUGAAGGUUCACGCGUUUUCAUGUUAAAUGUCAUAAAAAGGACGCAUAUAUAACAAAGGAAUAGGGCGGAAAAGAUGCCUCAACAUUCACCGAUCGAAAGACAAUCACAACAUUUUUUUUCGUGAAGCUGCCACGUUUGCUGCUACUCGCUACGUAACUAAAGCUGCUACACAGCCUAGCAAACAAGCAUAGUUUACAAUCGUAGACCUGCUACGCUCAAUGCUACGGCGUAGCAGUAGUUUAUCCAACGUGCCUAACGUAUUGGAUUUAAUAAUUAUUUAUGUGCUAGCUACAUAUGGUGUAUUUUACCUUAAAAUGCAUAAAAACUGUUUUUGAUAUCUUGCGCACAGUAGGAUGAUUACUAUUGCGUUCUAAUAGGAAAUCGUCGAGUGAAGAAAUAAAAAGAAAAAAAUCACGUCGUCGCUCCGUCUUUGAAGUGGAUACUUGUGUUAGAAAGCCUUAGAAUUUUAGUUCCUUGGUUUGCCCUUUAGAUUAUUUUUUUAAUUCUCUACCUUAUGUGGAGGCUUUCUAUUUAUUUAAAUAUCAAUCGAAGUACUUGAAGAUUAUAUCUGUAUAUACCUAUAUGACGGCAAAGUUGAAGGAUUAAGCUAUUAAUAUAACUCAUGAAACUAAUGUUUCAACUGAAGAGGCAAGUUACCAGAUGUCAAACUUCCAUGCAGAUAACGAAUUAGUUAUGUAACAAAAGAUGGUUCCGUGAAGAUGUAAUGUGAAAGUGAAUCGAUUAGUGAAAUGGAGAGGCGCUCGGAUGAAGGCAGGUUACGAGCGUCGGCACCUCAGGAACAAGGGACUUCCCCCUCUUGGGAGCAGUUCGUGCGGGAGUCGCUAGUCCAGGCGGCGUGGCCCGUCGCUCUCGUGGCGCCUCCGCGGCGUGCCCUCACCGUCGACCACCAUUCGUCAGCGAGCGAGUUGAUCUCCCGUCGAGGGGUAUUCUCCAGAAGGCAGUAUGGAUCUGUGGAACAGCUGUCGAGCAGCGAGGCGACCGGGGCCGUGGACGCGGUGGUGCGGCGGUAUCGACUCGAGAACGGGAACUCGCUUGGGGAGAAAGACGAGUUGUUUGGCCCACCGAGCGCGCCGGUGCUUGAAAAUCCCGAGUUUCAGACGAGAUGGUACUUCAAAUAUUUUCUUGGGAAAAUGCACCAGAAUUACAUAGGCGUAGACGGCAAUAGAGAGCCCUACUUGCUGAGUGUAGUACAGGAGGGCGGCGCGGGACUUUUACGAGCUAUCCUCUUCAACAAAAUGGGAGCUCAUAAAAUCUACUUGCCUCCGAGCGCGUGGAACAUGGGCAGCAACCAGACCCCUAGCAGACCUACCAUCAAGCAGAUCCUAGCGCAGUUCCCGGCCAUGGAGAGGGUCGACAAAGUACCUAGAGAGAUUACGUGUGCGGAGCUCCAAAAGGAUAUUCUGCUUUUGGAAGAGCAAGAAGGUUCGGUGAACUUUAAAAUAGGUGUUAUGUUAAUGAAGCCCUCGCAGAAAACAGACGACGAAAUGCUCUCCAAUGAAAAGGGCGAGGAAAAAUGGGAGCGUUUUAUUUCGCUUUUGGGAGACAAAAUUCGAUUACGUGGCUGGAACAGAUUCCGCGGCGGGCUCGACGUCAAAGGUGACAUGACUGGCAGCCAUUCUAUCUACACAAUGCACCAGGGUCACGAGAUCAUGUUCCACGUGUCCACCAUGUUGCCCUUCUCCAAAGACAACAAGCAACAGCUGGAAAGGAAAAGACACAUCGGCAAUGAUAUAGUUAACAUCGUGUUCACAGAUGACUCUGCACAUAACACGUUUAACCCCCAAUGUGUCAAAAGUCAUUUCACUCAUAUUUUCGCAGUAGUGUCAGAGGUGGAAGACGAAGGCUACCGGUUGAGCGUGUACAGCGACGACACGGUCCCGCCGUUCGGGCCCUCGCUGCCCUGCCCGCCCGUCUUCAACGACCCGCAGCUCUUCAGGGAAUUCUUAUUGGUAAAACUGAUGAAUGGUGAGAAGGCAGCGUUCCAAACGCCCACGUUCGCGCUGAAGCGACAGCGAACCCUGGACACCCUCAUACGGGACAUCUACGCCGAGCACUGCUCCGAUCACAAGGUGCCAAUGCUAUCAAGACGAGCUUUAUCAGAUGUCUGGUCAGGGGGAGCGGGUGCGGGUGGGGCGGGGGCGGCGAGGACGGAGCGGUUCCUCCACGUGGGGCAAGCGCUCAAGUUGGACGCCGUCCUACGGGGUGACGCUCCCACCAGCCUUGUCUCUACUGGAUCUGGCGGGUCCCGACGAGCGCCAUGGGAAGGCAAGGUGUGGCGAGCGGCGCCACUUCCAGCGACGCCUGUCUGCGCUGAGCAGAUGACAGAGGGACGUCUGUUGCUGUCCACAACAUCUAACACGUAUAUUUUAGAAGAAAGCGGAACCACCAGGGUAGUUUUAAGAUGGGAAGGUUGUGUGCGAGCAGCUCGAGUGAGCGAACGAGCUGGCCUCUUCCGAGUGGGACCACGGGUGAUAGCGGGGGGAGGGUCGACGACCGGCGGGGCGGGGGGCGCGGGGCUGUACGCGCUGCCCGUGCAGGAGCUGUGCGCCGGCGCCUGGGCUAUGCGCCCGCUGCAGGACUGCAAACACGCUCGGCUGCCGCGCACCAAGACCGCGCAUUACUUUGAUUUGUUAGAAGCAGGAGAAAAUGGGAAAGCAUUACUGGCUGUCGCGAUUGGCAGAAGAGUGAUGCUGAUGGUGGAAGAAAUAAAGACUGAUAAUGAGAUGGGUUUCGAAUACACACAUAUCAAGGACAUUCAACUUAGUGAAUCACCAGUAUUAAUCAAAUUGAUGGACGGCGAGGUGGCAACGAUGGUGGUUGGCUACAAGCACCAUUGGGAAGUCUUAGAAUCCGGUACUGGACAGCCGGUGAAACGAGCGGAAACUUCGGAGGACAGCACGCCGCGGCGGGGGACUCUGGUCAAUGCGCUGAGAAUCGGGGACGAAAGAGACGGUCAAAUUGUUUUGUGUUAUAACCAUACAUGUCAUUUUGAAAGACUAACUACGAAAGGGCUAGAGAGUGAUAGUGAAUACGAUUUCCAUUGGACGACAGUACCGGCGGCAGUUGUGUGCGCGUUUCCAUACAUAAUGGCGUUUGCGGAGGAUCUCCUCGAAAUCCGGCUGGUGGCCAACGGGUCGCUCGUACACGCGGCCUGCAUCCCGGGACUCAAACUCAUGUGCGGUCGGAGAGAUAUCUUCUACGUAGCGUGCGCCCCAGAAUACGUCCCUCUAAGUCGCGAGUUAGAUCCGUGUCUGAUGCACGACUACGAACUAGUCCGGCAGAUGAGCAAGCAGGGCGGGCCCUACUCCUUGGACGAGGAUGAAAACAACGACAAUAAGAGCCCGGCGGCGGCGCCGCAGAACAGCCGCGGCUCGGAGACCAACUCAGCGUCGAGCCGCAGCAGCUCGCUCUCCUCGGAGCAGGACUGCGCCCGCGCGCGCGCGCCGCCCCUCUGCCCGCCCUCCUCGCCGCAAGUUCUGCCGGAGAACAGCGGGCGCUGCGUGCGCAUCUACAAGAUCCCGCAGAGCAACCUCAGCGCGGGCGCGUAUCAGCGGCAGUCCGUGUCCGCCGACCAGGCCCUCACCUCCUACUUCUCUCAUAGGCCAAAUAGUAUCAGGCAGCGGCUAGCGGAGCUGAGACUCGACAGCAAGUCUCGCGGCGGAGGCGACGACGAGACUUUAUAAGAUGACCACUAGUGGGCUAGUGCUCUCAACGAAACGGUGCACAAUUUUAAUAAUCACUUUAGUAUAGGUAGGUAUUCAGUGUUGUUGAACUAUUUGUCACAGGAACGAGCAUUACGCCUACGUAACAAACUAUAAAUACAAAAACUCGGCAUUACUCUGUUGAAGUUUUUUUUAUAAUAAAUAAUAAUAAUAGUAGGAUGUAUUUAGGAUGAUAUACAUCACGUCGUCAAAAAAAUACUUAUAAACAAACUCUACUGCCGACAUCCAAAGCGCAGGUGAAGAAGAAGCGGCGCAACAAACUUCACGGCAGCCUUUUCUCCAAAGACGUCAAUUAACAAAUGUAGGUCUUAUAUCACAUCUUAUGUACCUUAUCUUAUGAAUAAAGAAUUUUUAUUUUGAACUUAUUAUUUUGUGACAAAAUUGAUACCUUCACCGUUUGAUUCGCCGGCUCGUAAUAUGCGAGCUCGUAAAUUAAAAGAUUUUACGUGAAUUUUUGUUUUAUAAUAUCGUAUCGUAAAUCGUAACAAUGCUCGGUACUAUUACAAAUAUUAUGGAUAUUACGUUGUAGCAUGUUAGUAAAUGUUCUCAUAGAUUGUAGCGGCGAAUGAAUACUUGUUGCAAUUGUGAUAAAUGAGUAGCGAACAAAUUAUAUGAACCUUGGAGUACCUAAUUUAAUUCAAUUUAUAUAUUUUAUUGUUGUUGUAUCGAAUUGAUAUUUUACCGAAAUAUACCUGAUAUGAUACGCCUCUAGGGCAAAAGCAAUUUAUGGAUAUUGAUUACAUAUAAGUAUGUACUGCACAAAAUUUAAUGCUCAAGACACAAAUGUCUUAUUGUUCAAUAUGUAAGGUAAUUGUUUAAGCAAGUCUUAAACUUUGCAUGAAAUUGUCACUAAGUUUAAAAUAUUUAAAAUAACUUACUAUCUACAAGAGUGUACAGUACGUUACUGAUGUCUAUACAAAUAUAUCAUAGUUUAUAAUUUAGUUAAGAUGUAACUGAAUCUCGUAGUUAGUGAAGUUCUAGUCAAAAGCGCCAUGUAAGACAUAAAAGUGAUGUUUAAUAGUACCUACACUAACAUUAAAAUACUUAGCAAUUUAUGCCCAAUCAUUCAGGGUUUAAACUAAUACAAUUUUGAAAUACAUUUUAUAAAAACGUCUCUUUACAUUAAUUUAUGCAUGAUUGGAAGACGUGUGGAUUUUAAAAAACUACAUUACCAUUUGUCGAUGUUACUGCUAAGUAUUUAUAAUUGGUGGUAGUGCAUAUGUGGUAUGUGAUUAAGUAGGGCAUAAUAUUAUGUCCAAACAACACAUUAUAUCUAUUAUAUUUUGCUCUAACAGUAACACUCAUCCGUUACCACAGAGUUUUGUUUCUCUGAAUGAUUCGGCGUAACUUUAUGUACUUUAUCUAAUUGAUAAGUGUGUGUAAAAGACUCUUAUCUCUUGAAUGUCUAUUCGACAACAGAAAAGAAGUGCCAUCCAAAUUUGGUUAUCUUUCUAGAUUUUAAUAUAAAACUGUACUAUUUUGCGAUGCAAGAGAAUUGAAACCUUAUUUAGAUGUUAAUACAAUACUAAUCUUCAAUGUAAAUAAUAAGCAUUUUAGUAUUAAUCUUCAAGAUUUUACGUACCAUAAGUACGUACCAUAAUUUACUGUUAUACUAGCGACUACCUAGUACUUAAAAGAUUUGAUCUGGCGAUAAGACAGUUUUUAAGUAACUCAUUAUACACAAAAUACACCUUUCAGUUAGUAACAAACUCUGGUUCGGUUCUGAAAACCAAUAUCCCCGUCUCUAACGCUCUAUCAGUUAAUAGCUAGCUUAGUAGAAUGCAUGCAAGGCAGGCUAAAUUAAAUUAACCUUAUUGUGGUAACUAACCUGGAGUCUGAGUAUUACAUUGGCCUAGGUACCUAUGUAUACUGGUCAUUAAAAGAUAACGUUUUAGAUAUCAUGCGAAGUUUUAGCAUGUCUUAAUGUCAUGGGAAGUUGUAGGAUGUCUUGAUGUCAUGCGAAAUAAAUUUACUAUAAAAAAGAUGAAAAGAACCAAACUGAUAGAUGUAAGUUAUAAAUGGGAGCUUUCAAGUGAAUGUCUAGAUAGGUGUUAUAAUUCAGCCUUUGUAAAUAGGUAACCAAUAAGAGGCCGUCAUUUGGCUAAAAUAAAAUGGGAUUGAAAAUAUAGAACAGCGAAAUCAAUGUACUGUUGUUAUAAUAAUUUAUGAUAUAAUUAUCAAAUAUAUACCUACCGGUAAAAUACAGUAGUGAAAGAUAAUUCUUCAUUUGACCGAUAUGCAACGUGAAGUAUGGAAAUAAAUUAUUAAGACGUACAUUAAAUAGGGUAGGUAUAAGUUAGCAGCAUAUUUAAAUAAGAUUUUAUAAAAUAUAUAUAUAUGAAAUAUACCUGUUUAAGAAAAAAAAAUGUGUAAAAAAUAGACACAUACUGUACAUUAUUUUCAAAAUAAAUUGUUAUUAAAUAUUUAAAUAUUAAUACCAUAAAUUAUAACGUUUAUUUUUAUAAGUCAAAAAGUACAAGAAAAUUGUGAGUACCAUCUGAAAUACCUCUGUUGAAAUAAUAUCUACAGAUUUAUUUAUAUAUUAUUAUGAAAAUGUUAAUUAUCCCGUAUUAGUAGUUUAUUAUUUAUUGUAAUAAGGCCUACCGAAUUGCACGUAGGUACGUCCUUAAUUUCUAUAAAGAUUGUGAUAAAUUGAAUAAAAAAAAAUAUAGAAAUCAACAGUCAGAGAUGUAUUUAAAAUCUAUGUAUUAUAUGCAGAAUUAUAUAAUGUAAAUAAAAAUAUUGCUAUUAUAAUCAAAUCAGCUGUUCCAAAAACAGAAUAUACUUACCUUUACAGAUAAGGGAUUUACUGUUAUUUUCUCUGAGAUUUAAAAAUAAAUGUC
This is a messenger RNA of Plodia interpunctella (Indianmeal moth), 7117 nucleotides long. RefSeq names its product GTPase-activating Rap/Ran-GAP domain-like protein 3. Gene Ontology annotation, cellular component: cytoplasm. NCBI's taxonomy places the organism in Eukaryota, Metazoa, Arthropoda, Insecta, Lepidoptera, Pyralidae. Gene Ontology annotation, biological process: regulation of small GTPase mediated signal transduction; activation of GTPase activity. The coding region runs from base 1281 to 4235 and encodes 984 amino acids. Gene Ontology annotation, molecular function: GTPase activator activity. The record is from RefSeq and is a predicted model, not a curated record. The transcript has 26 exons.